This is a messenger RNA of Cucurbitaria berberidis CBS 394.84, 1800 nucleotides long. Its product is annotated as lipoyl synthase mitochondrial precursor. Gene Ontology annotation, cellular component: mitochondrion. The coding region runs from base 78 to 1307 and encodes 409 amino acids. The transcript has 2 exons. The record is from RefSeq and is a predicted model, not a curated record. Gene Ontology annotation, biological process: lipoate biosynthetic process. NCBI's taxonomy places the organism in Eukaryota, Fungi, Ascomycota, Dothideomycetes, Pleosporales, Cucurbitariaceae. Gene Ontology annotation, molecular function: 4 iron, 4 sulfur cluster binding; lipoate synthase activity.
CUCUACCAGACGCCCAACAAUAGAAGCUGACUCUCGUUCCUUUCUUUUCUCUGUUGUCUGUAUACACACUUCUCAUAAUGGCAGCCUCGCUACCCCGGUCACGAUGCCUGCUUCUGCAGUCUCUCCCACGCUCACGAACACCCUCGUCCCAACACCUACGCACCUUUGCCACAACCUCCGACACUCCCCAGACCGCUGCCCCCGAACCACCAAAGCGAUCACGAGCGCGUACAUCCUUCAGUGAUACCCUAAACUCGGGCCCCUCCUUCAACGACUUUGUAAAUCCCAAUGCGCCCCUCCCGCCAUCGGAAGCCUACGAAAUCAAAACCGCCCAGGUGGGCAAAAAGACCAUUACGCGGUUGCCCGAGUGGCUGAAAACACCCAUUCCUUCGAAUCAGAAUUACAAGAAAAUCAAGAAGGAUCUGCGGGGGUUGAAUCUCCAUACCGUCUGCGAAGAGGCCAAAUGCCCAAAUAUCAGUGAUUGCUGGGGAGGGAGUGACAAGAGCGCAGCGACGGCGACGAUAAUGCUUAUGGGCGAUACAUGCACAAGAGGAUGUCGCUUCUGCUCUGUAAAAACGUCCAAAGCACCACCACCACUCGACCCCCACGAGCCUGAGAACACGGCCGAAGCCCUGCGACGGUGGGGUCUGGGGUAUGUCGUGCUUACUGCCGUGGACCGCGACGACCUGGCUGACGGCGGCGCGCGCCACGUCGCUGAAACCAUUAUGAAGAUCAAGCAGAAGGCGCCGACCAUGUUGGUGGAAGCCUUGGUUGGCGAUCACGGUGGCGACAUGGAGAUGGUCAAGGUGGUUGCGAAGAGCGGCCUGGAUGUCUUUGCGCACAACGUCGAGACUGUCGAAGCACUUACUCCGUUUGUGCGCGACAGAAGGGCCAAGUUUAGGCAGUCGCUUGAGGUUCUGCGGAUAGCGAAAGAAACGCAGCCCGAUCUCAUCACCAAGACGAGCAUCAUGCUGGGUCUGGGCGAAACAGAAGAGCAGCUCCGGCAUGCGAUGCGAGAGCUGCGCGCAAACCACGUCGACGUCGUAACCUUCGGCCAAUACAUGCGUCCCACAAAGCGCCACAUGGCCGUCCACGAAUACAUCACCCCCAACCAAUUCGAACUAUGGCGCCAGCGAGCGCUAGAAAUGGGCUUCUUAUACUGCGCCUCUGGGCCCCUCGUGCGCUCGAGUUACAAGGCAGGCGAGGCCUUCAUCGAGAACGUAUUGAAGAAGAGGCGGAUGGGAAGUGCAGGCCAGGGCGAGGUUGCCGAGCUGAGCGCGGCCGAAGAGGUAGAGAGGACGAUGUAAGAUAUCUAUCAUUUACGAGUCCAUGUACAGUAUGAAUCUGCCUUGCGGUAAACAUAUAAGGUUGGAAUAGGCAACAUUUGUUCGCAUGGCGUUGGUAUCUACUCGACCGCGAAAGGUCCCACUCAACGUUACGGGGACCCCCUCCAUCAACAUGGCCCCAUACUUAUUAAUCGAAGCAUAUUUGAAACUCAUGUGGCAACUUUACGGUGAAGAAACCGCGAUACUAUCCAUCACGUCACAUCACAUUCAUCAGUAUCAAGGGACCUUAUUCUCAAAGUGCGAGCAAUGUUCUGCCGUAAAGUAAAGUGAGAUUCGUCUAGCCAUUUCUUAUUUACGUUACGAAACCAUAUAUCUUCCAUCCCUCUAUCAUCAAGAUCAACAAGAAAAAGAAAUGAAAAGUGUAAAGAUAAAUCUGAUAAAAGAGAUGAGAGAUAACAGAGCAACAUCUAUAAACGACCGAUCUGUAGGAGAGAAGGAAGGCAGACUAAAGGAU